Molecule: messenger RNA, 1104 nt
Organism: Rangifer tarandus platyrhynchus (Svalbard reindeer)
Lineage: Eukaryota; Metazoa; Chordata; Mammalia; Artiodactyla; Cervidae
Source: the annotation of a GenBank genome assembly
AUGUGGUGCCUGGAGCGGCUCCGCCUGGGACCCGAGCGCCUCCUGCGGGGCAGAAACCGGCUUUACCAGGAUGCAGCCCGCCGAACCACGGCCCUCACGCCCGCCCGGUGCGCAAACGUGCUCACCCCGGACCGCAUCCCCGAGUUCUGCAUCCCCCCGCGACUCGUGCCCUGCCCGACUCUGACCGCAAUCCGAGACUCCUGGGGAGAACAAGCAGGGACUGACGACGGCGCGGGCCGCACGGACUGGGACCCACGCUCGCAGGCCGCACUCUCGCUGCCGCACCUGCCCCGGGCGCGCACCGCCUACGGCUUCUGCGCGCUGCUCGAGAGCCCGCACACCCGCCGCAGGGAGUCGCUCUUCCUCGGGGGCCCGGGCGCCGCCGCGCUCCCGCCCGCGCCCCGUCCCCGGGCCCACACCUACGGGGGCGGCGGCGGAGACCACCCCCUCACGCCCCGGGCGAGAGCGCCCAUUGCGCCUCGCGAGGCCCGCAGUGGCUCCCUCCUGGACACGCUCGGCCCCGGGCCCCGCUGCCGCCGCUUCCUGCACGCUUCCGAGGAGCUGCUGCGCCGCGUGCUGCGAGCCCAGAAGAACCGAGACCUGGCCCGCUCCUGCUCUGUUUCCAGCACGGACAGAGACGACGAGGACGAGAACGAGGGCCCCCCCGGCUCCGGCUCCCCGGAGCGGGCCCCCGGCGCGUCUCCCUCGCCAACUCCCAACUCGCGUCCCGAGCGCCUGGAGGCCGAGGGCACCGUAACUCUGGGCCGCGCCGGGGGCGCCCUGCGCCUGGCCGCUGAGUACAGUAGGGCCAGCGGGCGCCUCCGCGUCCGGUUGCUCCGUGCCGAGGGCCCGACUGGAGGAGCAGCCGAGCCCCGCGCCCCCGUAGGCUGCAGAGUCAGCUUCGUCCUGAAGCCGCGGGGCGCCGUGGUCCGGCGGAGUCGCAGGGCCGUCUUGGAGCAGGACUUGUGCUUGGACGGGCUCUCGGAGGACGAGGUGCGCCGCCUGGCCGUGCGCGUCAAGGCCGAGAACCGGGGCCGCGGACUGGAGCGGGGCCGCCUGCUGGGCCAGGGCGAACUGCUGCUGGGUCCCCUCCUGCUCCUCUGA